UGCAGGUAAACUUCAGAGAAAAUUUUGCGAGCAGCAGACGUAGUCGUUGUGAAUUUUUGUAACUUUUCGUUGGUGCUUUAUGUAGUUCUGGUGAUAAAUAAUGAAUGAAUUGAAUAACGUCGAGGUAAAGACCGUCCAACACUCGAUCCCAACGGAUAUAUUGGAUGACCUCUUAACGAGAUUUCUGAUAUUUGUGCCAGAAUCCGCCAAGCAGAACUUGAUACGAAUUUGUUUCCAAAUAGAGUUGGCCCAUUGGUUUUACUUGGAUUUUUAUGUAGGGAAUGACAAACGCCUUAAGGCUUGUACUAUUUAUGAAUUUGCUGCCCAUGUCUUUCAGCACAUCCCAUUCCUCCAACGGGAGAGCCACAAACUAAAACAAAUCCUCAAAGAAUGGAAGGAGUACAAGCAUAGCGUGCCGACAUACGGCGCAAUAAUUCUUUCAGAAAACAUGUCGCAUGUCCUUCUCGUCCAGAGUUACUGGGCAAAGUCUUCUUGGGGUUUCCCCAAGGGUAAAGUAAAUGAGGAGGAGGAUCCCGCUCACUGCGCCGUUCGAGAAGUUCUCGAAGAGACUGGCUUUGAUAUAAGCAACAACAUCAACCCCGAUGAGUACCUAGAGGCUGUAAUAAACGAACAACUCGUCAGACUGUACAUUAUAAAGAACGUACCGUUGGCAACGCAGUUCUGCCCCAAGACCCGAUGCGAGAUCAAAUCUUGCAGUUGGUUCGCCGUCUCCGACCUACCCACGAGCAAAAAGGACAGCGCCUCGAAGGCUAAGAUGGGCAUCAACCCGAACGCCUUCUUCAUGGUCCUUCCGUUCGUCAAACGCCUCAAGCAGAUCUGCACGACGGAGCACAAACGUAAUAGGUACAAGCGUUUCAUUUCUGUUGUGAGGAAAAAGGAGGUAAAAGUUUAUUAGAUUUGGUAGACGACUUUUUGAGGUUUUUAUACAAAGUAGGGAAAUACCCUUAAAGACAGCGUUUGUUUGUGUGUAAAAAGGUUAAAAAUGCUUCAACAUGUGUCAUUUAAUCUCAUGUUCUCAUCAGGUUUUCUCGGUUAAGUUUUUUUAUAUCUACAUCAUAAAAAACUUAAUUUGAC
Anoplophora glabripennis (Asian longhorned beetle) is the source of this 1095-nucleotide messenger RNA. RefSeq names its product m7GpppN-mRNA hydrolase-like. Bases 101 to 916 code for a protein of 271 amino acids. NCBI's taxonomy places the organism in Eukaryota, Metazoa, Arthropoda, Insecta, Coleoptera, Cerambycidae. Gene Ontology annotation, cellular component: cytoplasm; P-body. The record is from RefSeq and is a predicted model, not a curated record. The transcript is spliced from 3 exons. Gene Ontology annotation, biological process: nuclear-transcribed mRNA catabolic process, nonsense-mediated decay; deadenylation-dependent decapping of nuclear-transcribed mRNA. Gene Ontology annotation, molecular function: 5'-(N(7)-methylguanosine 5'-triphospho)-[mRNA] hydrolase activity; RNA binding; manganese ion binding.